Molecule: messenger RNA, 1818 nt
Organism: Myripristis murdjan (pinecone soldierfish)
Lineage: Eukaryota; Metazoa; Chordata; Actinopteri; Holocentriformes; Holocentridae
Gene: ndufaf6
Product: NADH:ubiquinone oxidoreductase complex assembly factor 6
Exons: 9
Coding region: 59-1030 (323 amino acids)
Biological process (GO): mitochondrial respiratory chain complex I assembly; biosynthetic process
Cellular component (GO): mitochondrion
Source: RefSeq, a predicted model, not a curated record
GUCGACCAGGAGGGAACUUUAUCGGCGUGGCGCAAGGUAAGGGUGAAAGUUGAAGGGUAUGGCAUCGGGUUUUAGUGCCAAACAUGGACUUUUCACCUCCAAAACGUCGCUGCUUCAUGCGUUUCAAAGGAAGAUAUUACCGAGCUCCGGCUGCGUCCGCAGAGCCGCCGGCAGCUCCACAGCAGAGCCGCAGCACGACGAGAAGUACUGCAUGGAGCUGGUCAGGUCCAGAGACUAUGAUGGCUUCGUGUGCUCCCUGCUCCUCCCAGAGGAGGCGCGGCGCUCCUCUCUGGCCCUGAGAGCCUUCAACGUGGAGCUGGCUCAGGUGAAGGACUCCGUUUCCCAGAAGACCAUUGGGCUGAUGCGAAUGCAGUUCUGGAAGACGGCCGUGGAGGAAAUCUUCAGAGACGACCCGCCGCUGCAGCCGGUCAGCGGCGAGCUGUGGAGGGCGGUGAGGAAACACUCCCUGACCAAGAGGUGGCUGCUGAGGAUGAUCGCAGAGAGAGAGAAGGAUCUGGACGACCGAGCGUACAGGAACCUUCAGGAGCUGGAGGCCUACUCAGAAAACAGCCAGUCCUCGUUAAUAUACCUCCUGCUGGAGUGUUUAGGUCUGAAGGACGUCCAUGCAGACCACGCAGCGAGUCACAUCGGUAAAGCUCAGGGAAUCGUGACGUGUCUGAGAGCGACGCCGUAUCACAGCAGCAGGAGGAAAGUCUACCUGCCCAUGGACGUCUGCAUGCUGCACGGAGCUUCCCAGGAGGAUUUCAUCCGUGGCAGCCGAGAGCAGAACGUGCGAGACGUCGUGUACGACAUCGCCAGCCAGGCCCACGUUCACCUGCAGCACGCUCGAUCGUUCAGCAAGAGCGUCCCGGCAGCCGCCACGCCGGCCUUCCUGCAGACGGUGGUGCUGGAGGAUUACCUGCAGAGGGUGAGGAGGGCAGAUUUUGACGUUUUCCACCCCAGCCUGCAGAACAGGAACCCCCUGCUGCCCAUCCAGCUGUACCUGCGCUCCUGGAAGAAAACCUACUGAGGACGGAGAAGACCAAGACCAAGACUCCCCGACUUCUCCAGCUGCUCCCGUUCGUCUGCACGACCGACGGCGGCAGACUGAAGUUCAGAGAAGCGUCGUCUGUCGGCGUUUUGCACGUAGACGAAGCCGAGGGAGCGUAGACUCGAACCACAAAGCUGAAACCAAACCCGCCGGCCUCUCCUGACGUCACCAGCGACGCCACGCGGGCGUCUGAGGUCGCAGCUCGGCUGUUUGUCACGGCAACAGAAACGUCAGUCCUGCUUUGGUGCCACUUGUCAAAGAUUAAGAUGAAUAUUAAAUUUUGAAACUGUUCCAUACUUUCAUGAAAAUGUCAUUUCACCGUCACGUCCAGAGGGUUUAUAUUCGCAAAUUACAAGAGUCAAAAGAAGAAGAAGAAGAAGAAGAAAGUCAAAAAUGUUCCUCAGGUCACAACCCCACCAGCUGACAAAACUCACUUCUUUUUUUUAAAUAAAUGAAUAAUUUAACACAUUUAAUUUAAUAAAUAAAUAGUGCUAUUUCCUUUUCAGUGCUGACAGAAAAGCCUUUUCUGCACAAGCUGUUUUAUCAACUACUAACUUUUUUUUUCUCGGAGGAAAAAAAACUUUUCCUGCCGUUGUGAUUGGUCAGCUGAUUUGAGGAAAAAAAAGGCAGUUCAGUUGACGUCAGAGGCUGUUUUUGUGAAAAGUGGAACUUGUUUCAAAUGAGGAAAACAAAACAAAAAAAAAAGCAGCAGCACUUUUUGGGGCCACUUCCUGAUUUUUGAGCAGCCUCCUCCCAUAGGGUUCUGA